UUCUCCUCUCCUCUCCCUCUCUCUCUCCCGAGCUGCCACACGUUUGUUUGUCACUUUGUCGUUCAAAAUAAAUACACCUCUCAUCCGCUGCACCCCUUCUUCCUUCGAAUCUCUCUCUCUCUCUCAAAUCCCAUCACUGUCUUAACUAAUUCCAACCCCGUUUUGUAGGAACCUAAACAAAGCAAACCAACCCUUCUCUUCCUUUUUCCCUUGAAAUCAAAUUAAGCAAAUUCAUCAUAAGGCCAAACUUGCACCGCCGCAAGUCGCUGAGCUCCAUCCAUUUUCGGGCGGGCGUCCGGCAUCACCUUUACAACUCCAACGCUACCUGUCACUCCAGCUCGGCCAAUCCCAUUUUCACAUACCUGUCCCCGGUAUUACCCCUUCUUCCUCACUCUUUUUCUUCCUUCCAUGGAAGAGGCCCCAAUUUCAAUCUUGCCGACUCUUUGACCCUUUUCCCUGCGGAAGGGUCUCCGGCGAUCCCUGAGCAAGGAAUUGAAUUCAUCCUCCUCCCUCCUCCUCUUUUCCUUCCUUGUUCAGGAUCCAGACCCUUGAUUCCCCCAAAACCCAAAGCUUACUUCUUUCUCUUUCUUCUUCGAGAUUCUGAUUAAUUCUGAAUCAACGAGUUUUGGAUAUCCAAGAAUCUCCGGCCGUUUCCCAAUCCAAUAUCGAAAACCCAGAUCAGAACUCGCUCAUUUCCCGUCGGAAACUGCCCCAAUCAAACACUCGAGGCAUUUUGUCGACCACCAUGUCGUCCCGGCACGUCUUCCUCCGGCAAGCCUCCUCCGGGAACCGCCGGCGGCCUCUGCUCAAAACCCACGUCACCGACUGCAAGGACCGUGUGGCCGAAGUCGCCGGCGGGACCGCCGCCGAGUGCGCUGCCGUGUGUUGCUGCUGCCCGUGUGGGCUGGUCAAUCUGCUAGUCCUGGUAAUCUACAAGGUCCCGGUAAGGCUCUGCCGCCGCGUCAUGAGGAAGAACCGCCGGCAGAGGCUCAUCAAGAAAGGGCUUCUUCCGCCGCGCCACGUGCAAUGCACGUGCGGCUGCGACGGCCUGGAGCUGCAGUUCCACCCGGUCGGGUUCGAGUCCCUGACGUCGGAGUUCAAGGCGGUGCAGAAGUUGGUGAUGGAAGAGGAGUCGUCUGACGAGGAUGUGAUUCAGCUCGAGAAGGAGAUGUGGGAUCGGUUUUACGGCACUGGAUUUUGGAGAAGCCCAACUCAGAGAGAAACUCCCUCCAUCUCCAACUCCAACUCCAACUCCAACUCCAAGAUGAUCACCGGUAUAUAAUUACCCCAAUUGUUACCUGUCCCAAGUUAAAAAGCUUUUCAAUCGGUUUCCUAUCUUCACCUGGAAUCAAAUUCUUCUACAUAUGAGUGGUGUUUAUUUCUGUUUUGGGUUCGUUUUGGUUUUUGCUAAGAGGGUCUCUUCUUCUGGAAUCAAAUGUAUAUAGGAGGGAGCUGUGUGAAUGGUUUUCGGGUUGAGUUAGGAAUUGGUCUUGAAAAUUGUUGAUAGAGGCUGUUUGACUUUGGGGCUAUGAGAGUGUUGAAGGUUUCAAAGAUUAUAAUGAAAAUGGAUUCUAUUGCCGA
Messenger RNA from Rosa rugosa (rugosa rose), 1581 nucleotides. RefSeq lists its product as uncharacterized. Bases 746 to 1282 code for a protein of 178 amino acids. The transcript has a single exon. NCBI's taxonomy places the organism in Eukaryota, Viridiplantae, Streptophyta, Magnoliopsida, Rosales, Rosaceae. The record is from RefSeq and is a predicted model, not a curated record.